Messenger RNA from Australozyma saopauloensis, 1410 nucleotides. RefSeq lists its product as uncharacterized. NCBI's taxonomy places the organism in Eukaryota, Fungi, Ascomycota, Pichiomycetes, Serinales, Metschnikowiaceae. The coding region runs from base 1 to 1410 and encodes 469 amino acids. The transcript has a single exon. The record is from RefSeq and is a predicted model, not a curated record.
AUGAAAUUUUUUGAGAUAUGGUUAUUCGUACGUAAUUCUAAGAGAUGGCCUACCUUUAAAGAAGCUGAGGCCAUACCCUACAACGUAAUGCCAACACCGGAGCUCCCAGGGUUUUACUACGAUGAGGAGAAGAAAAAAUACUUUCGAAUAGUCAACGGAGACCAAAGAAUCAACUCUUCCUAUCACAACAACACGAUCAGAGCUGAAAACCGUUCGCGGGAGUUUCUGAAAAUCAUCUCAUUGAAGCGACAGAGACGGGCAGAAGACCCAUACGAAUUGAGUCGAGAAUUUCAGAAACGUUCCGUUUGCUUUGAUCUUAGCGAAAAGCUCUUGCAAAUCAGAUUAGGGCUACAGUCUCCUCUCUUACUACCUCAAUCCCAACUCGAACAUGCUCUCCGCCAUCUACCUUUAAAGAAGAUUAAAGAUGGGGCAAUAUGGGAAGGACUUAAUGAAAACGAGGUCUUUAUUUCUGAAGGACUGACAAUAUUCCUUACUGAUGUAUCCUCUCUUCGAGAUAAGGAGAUCCUUCGACGAAUGCCUUUAGGAGUACAUCACAUCUCUCCAAACACUACGGAUUCAAGACCUAUAAGAGAUGUUCAGAGCAAUGGCGAAUUUGUGCUAUGUCGUAAUGACGAGCUCUCUUCUCUUCUGCGAUGGCAAUGCGUUCGUGGCCGUUACCGGUUUGAGAACGUCACUGCAAGGCUAAUAGCAGUCUUGAAGAGCAAGCUUCCUCGUAAUUCGAUAGAUUUCGAGCAUGAUAAAGUCUUCUUGGGCCUGUUCCAUGAAGAUACUUUGCAUCUUCUUUUGGGGGGAGAGUAUCUUGUCAAUUUUGACUUGGCCACUUUCACCGUGGUAGAUAUACACAGAGUGCCAUUUUUUAGCAAUGAUAACUAUUUGCACUAUGCUCAAUUGAAGCAAGUUGGACAAUACGUUUGCCUCAAUUUAGUCACAGGCCUAUUUGUUUUUGAUUCGAUUCAAAAACAAUUCGCCAGAACGAGGUUCAAACAAGUCAUAUAUGCCUACUUCUGUCGGCCCUUUGUCAUUGAAAGACCAUCAGGCCAUAUUCAGACUGUGUUACGUAUUGAUGUUGUCACUCAAAGUGAAAUUCGCACUGUCGAUUUCGACUCUAAAAUCAUCAAUAUCAAGAAUUCUGGCUCUCCGAUCAGCAUUCAUAAUGGUAACGAGGUGAAACCUCUCAUUCAAAGUCUUGAUGGGAUGCUAGUUGUGGAAGAGUCGAGGGAGAAUCUUUUUAUUGUAAAUUACAAAACAUCAGUUCAAGAGCGUCUCAAACUUAAAACAGGAUUGUGUCGCAGGCGGGUCCUGAUGCCACGGCUUGAGUGUUUGGGAGGCGUUUAUUAUAUUUGCCAGAGUGAUGGGACUUAUGCAUUCAAAGAGAUGGAUAUGAAGUAG